AUGAAUGCAAGCGAUUAUUACGGUUUGGAAGAGCUACGUCGUGCUUGUUCGGGAUUUGUUCAGUCUUGCAUAAAUGUCGAUACAGUUUGUGCUCUAUUAAGUUCAGCGGAGAAGUACAUUCAAUAUAAGUGCACAAAGUCACUCGUACAGAAAGUUUUAGAAUUCGUUGAUGAGCAUGGAAAUGAGGUAUUGAAUUUGGGUUCAUUUACUCUUUUACCGCAACACGUUGUGCGACUGAUUUUGGUACGAGAUGAGCUACAGGCUGAUGAGUUUACGAAAUUUCAAGCAGCUUUAAUGUGGAGUAAAAAAUUCUGCGAUGCAAAUCCAUUGACACCUCUCAAAGAUGUAAUCAGCAACUUUUUAGAGUAUAUACAAUUUCACAAAAUACCUGCAAAUGUUUUAAUGCGAGAAGUUCAUCCAUUGGGAGUCGUACCGUAUUCAAUUAUAAUGAAUGCUCUCGCAUACCAAGCAGAUCCUGCCUCUGUUGAUCCAGGUAAGCUCUCACCCAACUCGAGUCGUGUACGGAGAGCUCGUCAAUCACACGGUCGUUCAAUGUCGGUACAGAGUUCAUUAGAUCCUUAUGGUUCGAAUACAACAUUAAGUUCAAGUGGGAGCAGUGGCGAAGCUGUAAGUGCUCCACACAGCAAAUAG
Chironomus riparius is the source of this 651-nucleotide messenger RNA. The record is from the annotation of a GenBank genome assembly. Lineage: Eukaryota; Metazoa; Arthropoda; Insecta; Diptera; Chironomidae.